Botrytis sinoallii is the source of this 387-nucleotide messenger RNA. RefSeq lists its product as uncharacterized. Gene Ontology annotation, molecular function: DNA-binding transcription factor activity, RNA polymerase II-specific; RNA polymerase II cis-regulatory region sequence-specific DNA binding; protein dimerization activity. The transcript is spliced from 2 exons. Gene Ontology annotation, biological process: regulation of transcription by RNA polymerase II. The record is from RefSeq and is a predicted model, not a curated record. The coding region runs from base 1 to 387 and encodes 128 amino acids. NCBI's taxonomy places the organism in Eukaryota, Fungi, Ascomycota, Leotiomycetes, Helotiales, Sclerotiniaceae.
AUGUCCGCAUCUCCUACGGGCGAAUCCUCAGCUAAUACCAACUCCGCGAAUGGUAUCAAUCCAGCCGAUGAAAAACCGCGGUUAUCGGAACAUGAGAAGAAGGCUAAUCAUAUUGCUUCUGAACAGAAACGCCGUCUAGCAAUCCGCGAAGGCUUUGAUCGACUGGCAGAAUUGGUUCCUGGAUUGGAAGGACAAGGAAGAAGCGAAAGCGUAGUCUUGAAAAAAACUGUGGAUUAUAUACGGAUACAGUUAGAAGAAAGGCGCAUGUUGGUUGAAGAGGCUGAGGGUUUGGGGGUCGUCGUUGAAGAAUUGAAGAGGGAAGCACCUGAAGCGGGAACUGCAGGAUUAGCCAGUCGUGGGGCAGCAUGGGGAGAUGGAAGUGGUUAA